CGCACUGUUAUUUUUUUGUCCUCCAUCAGAUCGACCAGCAGCGAUGAUCCGAUAAUCGAUGAUCACGGUUUAUUCACGCAAACACGCCGCACUGUGUGUUGGUUUUUAUACAAAUGGAGCUGAAUGACACCUGAUCGUCUUCAUUAGUGUGUUUGGAUUCGGAUGUAAAGAGACCGGAGGCCGAAAACAGGGCUGACUGGGAGCACUGGGAGUACUGGGAUCACUGGGAUCCUUGCUGCUGCUGCUGUUUAUAUCUAACAAUCAGUUGAGGCACCAGGAAAAGAACAGCAUCCGAUUACCCCUGCACAGCUUGUAGUUUUGGGUGACAAAGGGGGCUGAGGGAACAUCAUGGCCCACCUUCGUGCCAUCCACAACCAGAAUGCCCGCCUGGACCCCGAGGAGUACUUCACCAAACAGGAGCGCAUCGGUAAGGGCUCGUUCGGCGAGGUCUACAAAGGCAUCAACAACCGCACCAAAGAGGUGGUGGCCAUCAAGAUCAUCGACCUGGAGGAGGCCGAGGACGAGAUCGAGGACAUCCAGCAGGAGAUCACCGUGCUCAGCCAGUGCGACAGUCCCUUCGUCACCAAGUACUACGGCUCGUACCUGAAGGGAACGAAACUCUGGAUCAUUAUGGAGUAUCUGGGAGGAGGUUCUGCUCUAGACCUGCUUCGGCCGGGUCCUUUAGAGGAGACGUACAUCGCCACCAUACUGAGGGAAAUCCUGAAGGGUCUGGAGUAUUUACACUCGGAGAGGAAGAUUCACCGUGAUAUUAAAGCGGCGAACGUGCUGCUGUCAGAGCAGGGCGACGUGAAGCUGGCGGAUUUCGGCGUGGCGGGUCAGUUGACGGACACGCAGAUUAAGAGGAACACGUUCGUGGGAACCCCGUUCUGGAUGGCGCCGGAGGUCAUCAAACAGUCCGCGUACGACUUCAAGGCAGAUAUCUGGUCGCUGGGUAUCACCGCCAUCGAGCUGGCCAAAGGCGAGCCGCCGAACUCGGACCUGCACCCGAUGCGUGUGCUCUUCCUCAUCCCCAAAAACCCUCCGCCGACACUGGAGGGCUCCUAUAGCAAACCCUUCAAAGAGUUUGUGGAGGCGUGUCUCAAUAAAGACCCGCGGUUUAGACCCACAGCUAAAGAACUCCUCAAACACAAGUUCAUUACACGCUACACCAAGAAAACCUCCUACCUGACCGAACUGAUCGACCGAUACCGCCGCUGGAAAUCUGACGGACACGGAGAAGAGUCCAGCUCGGACGACUCGGACAUGGACGGAGAGGGUGAUGAGAGGGACUCGUGUCCUAUGUGGACGUUCCCCACGGUGCGCCCCAGCUCCAUGAAUAAACUACAGAAAGGAUACCCCACUUCAGACUCAGAGGCGGCGGAGACGGUGAAGAGACAGCCGAGGUCUCAGUGCCUGUCUGCUCUCGUCUCGCCCACAUUCAGAGAGCUGAAGGAGAAGCGGCGGGCGAGCGGCGGAGGGAUCGGGGCGAUAGAGGAACUAGAGAACGCCUUUAACCUGGCUGAGGAGUCGUGCCCCGGGAUCUCGGACCUGCUGGUCACACACGUGAUGGAGAGAGUGUGUCGGUUCGCUCUCAACGGAAACGGCAACACGACCCCAUCGUCACGGUGAAGCCCCCCCCGAACCCUGAGACUCCACGUGGACCAUCUCAUCACCUCCCCUCCACCGUCCAGAUCUUUUACUGAGGAAUUCUCAAAUAUUUUUACAGUUACAUUUCUUUAUAGAACCGAGAGAGUAUUUAAAAGACAGACUGAGUGAGCGAGCAAGUGAGCAAGAGAGAGACCGAGUGAGUGAGAGAGAGAGAGAGAGCGAGAGAGAGCGCUCUGUGUUUACCUGUUAGAUCCAAAAUCCUGUUAUAAACAUUUAUGAAAA
This is a messenger RNA of Trichomycterus rosablanca, 1890 nucleotides long. RefSeq names its product serine/threonine kinase 25b (gene stk25b). The coding region runs from base 349 to 1629 and encodes 426 amino acids. The record is from RefSeq and is a predicted model, not a curated record. Gene Ontology annotation, cellular component: cytoplasm. Gene Ontology annotation, biological process: protein phosphorylation. Gene Ontology annotation, molecular function: protein serine/threonine kinase activity; ATP binding. The transcript is spliced from 11 exons. NCBI's taxonomy places the organism in Eukaryota, Metazoa, Chordata, Actinopteri, Siluriformes, Trichomycteridae.